AUGAUUUACCAACAUUUUUCAGAGCUCAAUGGGCUCCAGGCUUCUUCCAUCAGCACCAGCCCUAUGGACUCCUGAAGCCUCAAGAAUUUGCUUGGAGCUAAUUUAAAGCAAACAUUUACAUAUGGAAAAACAAUGUGGUGGAGCCUGUGCCAGGUUUCUCCCUUGAUUCUCACUAUAUGCUCGCUGUCUAUAACAGCACAUUGGGCCACGGCUGCAGCAUGCGGGGAGCCAGCGGCGGUGCCUGCCUGGAGAAGAAGCAGCAGAGAUGUCAGUACUCCAGCUCCUGUUGACUGUCAGCUGAGCCAGUGGUCGGAAUGGACAGAUUGCAUCCCUUGCCAAGGGAGAAAACACCGGCACCGCACGCUGCUGCAGCCAGCAAUGUUUGGGGGGCAGCAUUGCGAGGGGCCCCUCUGGGAUGAGCAAAGCUGCAGUGCUGGGGAGAGCUGUGCCAGAGCUCUCAGCUGUGGGAAUGACUUCCAGUGCAAGGAGAGCGGUCGCUGUAUUAAACAGCAUCUUGUGUGUAACGGCAAUAUAGACUGCAGAGAUGGGUCUGAUGAGAAUGACUGCGAAGAUGAAGAUAUUGAACACCCCUGUGACAAUCUGUUCCCCAUCCCAGGGUCUGAAAAAGCAGCACGAGGAUACAACAUCCUGACACAAGAGGAGAAAAGGUACAUAUAUGAUCCUAAAUUUCUGGGAGGCCACUGUGAAUCUGUCUACAAUGGGGAGUGGAGGGCACUGAGAUAUGAUGCCGCGUGUGAACGCCUGUACUAUGGAGAUGAUGAGAAGUAUUUCCUCAAACCUUACAACUUCCACAUAUACCAAUUCCUAGCUCACGCUGAUUCUGGAUUCUCUUCCGAGUUCUACGAUGAUUCAAAAGAUCUGAUGGAUGCCCUCAGAAGUAGUAAAUCCAAAGGAGGGGGCUUUAACAUUGGGAUUGGGCCUGCAAAGACAAAUUUCAAAGUGAACCUCGGCUUCACCUUAUCACGUGGCAAAGGAUCCCUGAAGAAUUUCACAGAAUAUAGUGCAAAGAAUGUUGGAUUCAUUAGAAUUGCGACCAAGGUGCAGACGGCCCGUUUCAAGAUGAGAAGGAACAACGUUGUUUUGAAUGAAGACAUGCUCAUCUCUCUGCAGGAGCUUCCAGAUACAUACAACUACGGCAUGUAUGCCAAAUUCAUCAAUGACUAUGGCACCCAUUUCAUGACAUCUGGCACUAUGGGAGGCGACCUUGAGUACAUCCUCGUUGUUAACAAAGAGGAAAUGAGACGACAAGACAUCAGCUAUGAGGAAGUAACCACCUGUUUUGGCCUCUCACUGGGCAUUUCAGACACAACGCCCAUGCUGCAGUGGGAACUAUCUGUGUCACUCUCUGACUGUCGAAAGAAACAGCUUCUGAACACUGAUGCUGGGAGCAACAGUGCAGUUGUGGAAGAUAUCAUUGUUCGGAUUAAAGGUGGAGAUACCUCUUACAGUGCACGGCCCUUAAGCAGUUGGGAUAGCAACACGUAUCGGCGCUGGGGAAGGUCAUUAAAAUAUAAUCCAGCUGUUAUUGAUUUUGAGCUGCAACCUAUCCAUGAAAUCCUUCCCAGAAGUGAUGCUGGCAACAUGGAAACCAAACGGCAGCACCUGAAGAAGACUUUGGAUCAGUACCUGCUGGAGUUCAAUGCUUGUCGCUGUGGGCCAUGCCAGCACAACAGCGAGCCUGUCCUAGUGGGAGAUGAGUGCUCGUGCCAGUGCCGGUCUGGAUACAGUGGCCCUGCUUGUGAGCAGAGUGAACACCAAGGCACAGAGACAGAUGGGCGCUGGAGCUGCUGGUCAUCUUGGACUCCGUGCCAGUCGGGCUCACGGCACCGCAGCCGGCAGUGCACCAACCCAGCCCCGCAGCAUGGAGGGGCACCCUGCAUGGGGAGAGAUGUGCAGAGCUCCUCCUGCUGAACCCAGCAUAGCUUCACAGGCACAAGCUCUUCAGCACUGCAGGAGGCUGGAGAAUGGAAGCCUGUGGGAAGAUGACCUGCAGCAUCACAUUCCUGAAAGGCCGGAGAAUCACCACAACCAGAGAAAUACAAGUGAUGAAAGAACUGAACGUGAACCACCACCAAUCCAACACCAAGAAAGGUUGGGCAGCAGCCCCUUUUCUCUGCUCACCCAGGACUCUGGCAUCUUCUUCCCCAGAGCUUGGAGCAGGGAACUGCAGUCCAGGGAAAGGGAGAAGCUGCCCAUAAUGUCUGUUUAAAAUAAUAAUAAUAAUAAUAAUAAUAAUAACAACAACAACAACAACAACAACAAUAAUAAUAAUAAAGAGAUAAUAAAUAAAAAAAGAUUACAAGCAAUUACACAUUUACAGUGCCAGUCAAAGAAGCUAAUAUUUCUCCUGCUGAAGUGGCCAGCAUGAGAGCUGUGUUAGAUAAGUAGCAAAAACGUACAUUUCUUACUUAAAGUAAAAGCUUAGAGGGUACAAUAAAAGACUGCAGUUCCACCCUGGCUUUAAUGAA
Coturnix japonica (Japanese quail) is the source of this 2489-nucleotide messenger RNA. RefSeq names its product complement C8 alpha chain (gene C8A). Gene Ontology annotation, cellular component: membrane attack complex. Gene Ontology annotation, biological process: complement activation. The record is from RefSeq and is a predicted model, not a curated record. Gene Ontology annotation, molecular function: protein binding. NCBI's taxonomy places the organism in Eukaryota, Metazoa, Chordata, Aves, Galliformes, Phasianidae.